CCAAUAAAGUAUGUUUAAGACCGCCUACGCAUCCCCAUGUUCAGGAAGAUAUUUUAACACGACCAUCGGCGUGGAUUCUCACUUAGGAGCAGAAUUCUGUUGGGCGAAAUGGGGUCUCUUAGCAAGGAUGACAGGGCGGAAGUUAUUCAGGCCUGGUACAUGGAUGACAGUAAUGAAGAUCAGAGACUGCCGCAUCACCGGGAACCAAAGGAGUUUGUGUCUUUUGAAAAGCUUGAUGAACUUGGAGUGCUCAGCUGGAAGCUAGAUGCCGACAACUAUGAAACUGAUCCAGAAUUGAAAAAAAUUCGUGAAGAUCGUGGAUAUUCUUACAUGGACUUCUGUGAGGUGUGCCCAGAAAAAUUGCCGAACUAUGAGGAAAAGAUCAAGAACUUUUACGAAGAGCAUUUGCACACGGAUGAGGAGAUACGCUACUGUGUUGCGGGAAGUGGUUAUUUUGAUGUCCGUGAUGGCAAUGAAGCUUGGAUUCGCGUUUGGGUGAAGAAGGGGGCCAUGAUUGUUCUUCCAGCUGGAAUUUAUCACCGUUUUACACUUGAUUCAGACAACUAUAUUAAGGCAAUGCGACUCUUUGUGGGCGACCCUGUUUGGACUCCGUAUAAUCGCCCUCACGAUCAUCUUCCUGCAAGGAAGCAGUAUGUGGAAACUUUUCUGCAGGAGGAUGCCAGUCGAGCCGUUAAUGCCACAGCUUAACGCUUUAGAUAUAUACAUAUACAUACAUACAUACAUACAUAUAUAUAUAUAUAUUGAGAGCCUUGUAGCUUUCCCUGAAUAAUGCGUUGUUUGUGUCUGUGGAGCGCUGUGGUCGAACACUGAUCAUUUGAGUAAUGAGUUGCGGUCUGAACUGCUCGUCUGCUCAACUCGUUAUACUACCGAGGUGAGUGCACUUAAACUAAAAAAAAAGUGAAUAAUUGUGCUGUUAGAUUUAUAUAUGUAUGUAUCUGUGUGUUUUUCUACCUUGUGUUGUUUCUUUGGCAUUCUUGCUAUGAACGAUCCCGUUUCUGGAAAAUGAAGCAUCACUUUUGAAACGACCGUAA
Messenger RNA from Andrographis paniculata, 1052 nucleotides. Its product is annotated as acireductone dioxygenase 2-like. The record is from RefSeq and is a predicted model, not a curated record. Lineage: Eukaryota; Viridiplantae; Streptophyta; Magnoliopsida; Lamiales; Acanthaceae. The transcript is spliced from 7 exons. The coding region runs from base 109 to 708 and encodes 199 amino acids. Gene Ontology annotation, molecular function: acireductone dioxygenase [iron(II)-requiring] activity.